Leptidea sinapis is the source of this 885-nucleotide messenger RNA. It is a transcript of the gene APC10, whose product is annotated as anaphase-promoting complex subunit 10. The transcript is spliced from 3 exons. Bases 245 to 790 code for a protein of 181 amino acids. Gene Ontology annotation, biological process: protein K11-linked ubiquitination; anaphase-promoting complex-dependent catabolic process. NCBI's taxonomy places the organism in Eukaryota, Metazoa, Arthropoda, Insecta, Lepidoptera, Pieridae. The record is from RefSeq and is a predicted model, not a curated record. Gene Ontology annotation, cellular component: anaphase-promoting complex.
CUUCAAUUUCAAGUUUCGACGAAAUUUCAAAUUUUAAAAAUAAAAUCACGAUAGUGUUCAAACCGUAUAGUGUAAAACUAUUUAGUUUUAUGAUAUUAUAAGCUUAAUGCUUAUUUAAGUUGUAUGAGGGUUUUCGAUUCGAAUUGAACGCACUGAAGGAGAACUAAGUCUUUCCCAUUUCAAAUCGGUUUGCAGGAAAUAUAAAAUACUCGACGAAUUUCAUAUUAUUUCUAGUUUUGAAGCUAUGACUUCUGAAAAAGAUCCACUUGUAAAAGAGCGAUCAGGUACAGUGAGAGAAGUAGGCAACCAUGCUAUUUGGAGUUUAUCGUCGUGUAAACCAGGAUUUGGCAUAGAUCAGCUUAGAGAUGAUUGUAUGGAUACUUACUGGCAAUCUGAUGGUCAAUUACCACAUCUUGUAAACAUUCAAUUCCAAAGAAAAACCAUGGUCUCACAUAUUUACAUAUACACUGAUUAUAAGUUAGAUGAAAGUUAUACACCAAGUAGAAUAUCAAUAAGAGCUGGAACACAUUUUAAUGAUUUGCAAGAAAUUGAAGUCAUUGAAUUAAUUGAGCCCAGUGGUUGGGAAAUGAUACCAAUUAAAGAUAUCCAUGAUAGACCAAUAAGAACAUACAUGAUUCAAAUAGCAGUUCUUAGUAACCAUCAAAAUGGCCGUGAUACUCACAUGAGGCAGAUUAAAAUCCACUCCCCAUGUGAACCUACUUCAUUUGAUGCUAAUAAAUUUAGAAACUUCUCAACUGUGGAAUUUCAACAAUAUACAACCAUAAGAUAAAAAUGUUAUAUGAUUAGUAAAUAGUAAUCUUUUUAUUAUACAGAACAUACUUACUUUGAAAGAUUAUUCAUAUUAAAUAUCUAUCACAUGCAAAA